CCUCCCGGCGGCGCGGUGCCGCCAUGUCUUCAAGAGAGAAGCGAUUAAUAGCGCUUAUCUCUAUCGUGUUCUGUGCUACCGCAAUAUUCUGUCUAGUUCUCUAUUAUAUUCCAACAUUGCUUUACAUAGCUUUUAUUCUUGGAGUUUGUUGCGUUGCAUGUUAUUAUCACAGCGGAGAAUCUCUUUACGUUAGUUUAGGCCCUCAUCCACGCCGUGGUCUGAGAAUUCCACCCGUGCUGCGACGCUGGUUGCCAGGGAUUGCAAACGGAGUACCCACAGCGGGAAGAGUUAGGAGUCGCACUGUCAAGGAUGAUGUUCGGGAAUCAGUAGUAUUUACUGGCCAACGACGUUUCGAGAGCGCUAUUUGUCGGAAAGACGCGGGUCACAGUGACUCAUUUCUUCUCAGUCCUCGGGAUAUACUCAUGGGAAGUUACAUUGGGAAGGCAGAAAGUCCUCCCUCAGUUGGGAGGCCGCGAGCGGGUGCAAGUUCGGGUGCUAACCCCAACGCACGAGAACAGCUAACUUUACGCGAAAGAUUGGCGCGACCCAACCAGGCUGUCAGUACUCCAAACAGACGUCUGUCAUUCGGGGGGGAGCCCCUUGGCACUAUGGGCAGGUUCACCAUCACUCCCCAGCGCCACUACCCCCUCCAGCAGACGGGCACCUCCUCUGUGGGCAUCCUGCCCCCGAACCAGUGGGACGGCUUCAGAAAGAAGAAUAUUCUCACCCCUCGCAACUCUCCGGCAGUCCACAGUCCAGUCACAGUGAAGAUCGCUAGGCCAGAUCACAACACCACUCGAUCCCAGUUAUUUGAUCAUUUGAACUCCCCGGGAGUCCUUGGCUCUCCAGGCCUGGGGGCCCCUGUAGACCCCUGCUCCAGGGAGACUGUUCUGAGCGUGCUCAAAGAGAGUCGCAAAAGAGUGGUGGAAGAUGACAGGAGCUUCACUGCAUGGCAAAAGAGCAAAAGGAGGCGCCAUGACAGCAGUGGGAGUGCUCACUUGGCAUUUGAGCCACUGCUGCCCAAUGGAGCUCCAUCACAGCUGGUGCUGAAUUCUCUGAAGCGAGGGCUGAAUGCUAUGGUGGAGGAGUCAACAAUGAAGAGGUCACGCACCUCCUCCAUCAGCUCCAUGAGCUGUGGGCUGACCCCCAGCGGCACCCUGGGCUCGGUCCGCAACUCCAUCCGCAGCUCCCUCAGCUCCUCACAAGGCGUUUCUCCGUGGAAAAAAGCCUCCACCCGCAGUCUGUCCCCGCUCUCCAGCCCUGGGUCGUCCCGGUCCCAGACCCCAGAGAGAGCCUCUAAAAAGCCCAGGGAAGAGGACGCUCGCUCACCCAGCUCCGUGUCCUUGGCGAGGUCUGACAAGACAUUGACAGACCCAGCACCAACCACUGGGAAGCUGUCUCCAGCCCCUGAAGUCCCUGUGGCUUCAGCCUCGUCAGACUCUGCCGGUAGUGGGAAACGGAAACGUAAGAUUCCGCUGGUGUCCAGCCGUAGAGGAGACCAAAUCUCUUUGCCUCCACCUCCUGAGUUGGGCUACACCAUCACGGUGAAAGACCUGGAUCAGGAGAAGAAAGCCGCUCUCAGCCAGAUCAACACAGUCCUCAAAGAGCCUGAGCCAGAGAAGCCUGCUCCAGUAGUGACCACAUCUUCUAAGCCUCCCGUGUCAGACAACCCCACACCCACCCUGCUGGCUAGCCAUCUUACCGUAUCAAUGCCUGCUAGUGUGGCGGCUCCUAUCCCUGUCAUCAACCUGGACCCCGUCCCCUCAAGCACCGUCAACACGGCCCCAGCCUACCCCGUCACCAACACCCCUGCAGCCAACCCCCUCCUGGAGUCUCUGAAAAUGAUGAGGAACAACCCCCUCACCAGUGCUGCUGCUGACAAUACUACAGCAGUGACGACCCAUGUACCACUGGUGCCUGCAGAGCAGAAGUCAAAGACCAGCUUGACUGCUCCUCAGCUCACACUACCCUCCCAGCCUGCACUACCCUCCCUCUCCCAGCCUGCACUACCCUCCCUCUCCCAGCCUGCACUACCCUCCCUCUCCCAGCCUGCACUACCCUCCCUCUCCCAGCCUGCACUACCCUCCCUCUCCCAGCCUGCACUACCCUCCCUCUCCCAGCCUGCCAGCACCAUGCCCUCUGCCUUCACCCAGGCACUGAGCCAAGUCACCAAGGCCCCCAGCAGUGUCCCCAUCCUGGGUGGAGCGAGCCUGUUUGGAAUGGUCAAUCCACUGACUGCCCUGUCCUCCUCACCGGCCCCCACUACUACCACAACCGCCACCACAGAAACAACCAGUAGUAAUAAUCCCCUCCUGUCCUCUGGGUUCAAGCCCAUCUUCGGGGCCACGGCCUCAGCCCCAGAGGGCACACCUGCUCUUCCCACCUUUAAACCCAUAUUUGGAAGUGCCACAGCCACCAGUGCUUUUGGACAGCCAGCCUCCACCUCAGCCCCCUCCAAUGCCAGUGCAUCUGCCACAGUGUUCAGCAGGCUAACCAACAGCAGUACAGUGGCCCCAGCCGCCUCCCUGUUCACCGGGCUGUCUAAUAGCACCGCCCCCUCCACCAACCCAGCCACCCCGCCAUCUGUCAAGUGUCUGUUUGGAAACUGGAGUGCGCUGCCUGCAACGACUGCUGCCACAACCACUGCCACAGGAAGUACCUUCCAGUUCGGCACUGCCUCCACCACAGCUCCUGGACCCACCCUCAGCUCCACCGCAGCCGCCACCACUAGCAACAGCGGCUUUUCGUUUGGUGCGAUGACCACCACCUCUGCCGACACUCAACUCGCACCCUCAGCCACCGCCCAGGGGGGAUUCACCUUUGGCCAGCCUGUAGCCACCCAGAACUCUACCACCGCAUCCUUCUGUGGCUUUGGCAUGCCCACUGCAGCCACUGCUACUGCUUCUGCACCUGCAAACCAGUCCACUUUCACGUUUGGGAAGUCGUCGUUCGAAGCUCCGGCGGCAUCGGCGUUCCCCAGUGCGAUUCAGGCCCCGGCUGCUACUGCGGCAGCUAAUCCUUUCACGUUUGGUUCAUCUGCCACUGGGGCCACCCCUGCCCCUUUUGCUUUUGGCGCGGCUGCCACUACGGCGGCCUCUACCUUUGGGACCACCACUAAGCUGGCAUUUGGAGCCAACUCCACAGGUUUUGCAUUUGGCAACACCACGGGCACCACAGCAGCCCCUGCCUUUGGCUCUGCCACCCAGACUGUCGGCAUACUCCCAGCCUCCGCCCCAACUUUCUCGUUUGGUGGUGUGUCCACACAGCAGGCCCCUGCUACCCCUGCCCAGCCAGCCACCGGAGGUUUCAACUUCGGCGCAGCCAUUUCAGGCACUCAGUUUGGAACCUCUAACCCCACAACACAGACACCAGGCUUCAACUUUGGGACGUCUACCCCUGCUUUUGGCCAGAGCACAGCUGCAGGUCCUGUCCCCUUUGGAAGCCCAGGAACUCCAGUUCAAGGAUUCAGUGCUAUGGGAUCCUCAUCAUUCGGCUCUCCAUCAGCUCCUUCGUUCUCCAUUGGCGCUGGCUCCAAAACAUCAGGGGCGCGCCAGAGACUACAGGCCCGACGGCAGCACCCCAGGAAGAAGUAGCCCAGCCAGGUGUGGUAGCAUCUGGCAUAGCCCGGAUGCCCUUACCCAUUCAGCACUGCCAUGACAUCGUCCAGAGGAGCUGAACUGAUACUUCUAUGGCUAACACAUUGUAACCCCAGUCAGACCAACAGCCCUCUCUAGCCUUCUGUUCCCCUGGCCGGGCUGGCCCCCUUUGUGGUACAGGGUUAGCAGAGGAGCACACACACCUACUAGGAUGUCUACCGCUCUACUGAUUGUGUAGCCACUCUCACAGUGAGGAAAAGAAAGGGGGAUAUGAGGCAAAACGAUAGUGGGUUUAUACUUGAAAGAGAAAAGACUAUUGAAAUCCUUUAGACUUUGAGGGAAGCAUAUCCAAUUAAAACAACUUUCUGUCCCGGCUUUUGGAUUUCCCCUACUACGCCCGUUUAAUGACACGUUUUUGACAGUCGAAUCGAGACUCGUGCUUACACACUUGUUUUUGUAUGAAAUUCUAAGCAGGGCUGUUUUAACGGCUAUACAAGGGCUGAAUGUGUUUUUCUGACAUAUGCCCACGGUCAAAAUGGGGCUCACAUACAGUAUAAUCUGUGGAUUUAUCCAGCUGUACAUUGUAACCAUACUAUAUAGGAGAUGUUGACAGUUUUGAGAUAAUGAAUUUAUUUUACAUUUUAAAGACAUUUUUAAUUUGGGUUAAUGAAGACUGGUAUGUGGCAUCUCUGCACUAGUUAGGCCUUAGCUGUUUUAAAUGAGUGCUUAGUGUAUUGGUCCCAGAUAUGCCCUUUUAUUAUUGUACAGUAUCACAGACACUGGGAAGCAUUCCUGCAAUGUAAAUUUGAUACUUGUUUGAUCCUGAAUGCCAGAAUAAGGUAAACAAUAAAAUCCUGAAUCAGACUGCCAUCAUGGGAUCAGUUAAACAUAACACAUGUAUACAUUAUGUGGAGUCCCAGGGUAGUAGUCAUUAAUGGGUCAAUAUUGUGUUGGUGUAAAUAGGUUACCCUGGACUUGUGGAGAAAACCAAAGCCAAUACUUAAGGUUUGACCUUCAAAAUAAUCUCUUCUACCACUUAGACCUUUUCAUGGGUCCUUUUUGUACUAGACUAUCUCUCCUUUUCCCCCACUACUCCUGCUCUCACCAUAGUGAAGAUGGGAGGUGGGGGCAUUCAAAACAGAUCUGGGGACUGGUUGAGAAUCUUAACAAAUCCUUCCUUUUUUCCUUGAAGUAACUUCUCCUGAGGAUUGUAUUACAUUGGCUGGGUAAAAGCCAGCUACUGUACUGUCCACCUAACCUAGGUAUUACUACAAGGAAAUAAGGAUGCAUUUUAACCGUGGUCAUUAAGAGCAGGUGUGUGUUAUGGGAGCGAUGAGUAAUGUGGUCCUUGAGAGCCAUAGGGGAUGGAGUCUUCCCCAGCACUGAACACAGAUUCAACUAGUCACAGUCUUGAUUGAUGAUGACCCUGCUUGAUCAGUGAAAGCCAGUGUUGUAAGUGUUCCUCACAAUGACAUGGCACAGAACAAUUUCUAUCUUGAAUGCCAGCCUCCACCUUCAUCUGACUGGCAAUGAUAGAAACUACAAACACCUGGGCACUGUACCACAAGACCCCUGCAUCUGUAUACUAUCAAGACCAAGAUGAGUGCAUUUAUAAGAUAAUUGAAUUUGGAGUUUACAUGCUCCCCUCUUAAGCGUUGCAGAUAGACAUACUUUACGUGCGCCUUCAGCCGUCAAACCGCUUUCCCCUCCCCUGUAUGAUUCCCCUCAAGUCUUUUCUGGUGUUUUUAGCUUGUUACUAUCUUUGCCUCGGUGAGUCUGGCUUGGAGGAAGUAAUGUGGUGAAUGGCGGCAUAUUGCUAGUGCCGGACGUGGUUUUACCCGCAUGCUCAAUGGGUGAGGUUCUGAGUUUUGUUGGGACUUUUUAACAAUUUAUUGAUGAAUGUGUUUGAGUGUGUCAAUACAACUGGAUUCACAAAUGUGCACAGCAGGAGAGGUGUUAUUUUCAUUAAUGCUGGAUCAAAACUCAGGACUAAAGGAACUGGAGGGGAAUUGUCUUUCAAGUCAAACCUAACUCUUUGUGCGCUAAACAUGACUAACCAUGUAGGUUACAAAAAUUACCUCGGGUGUUGAAUCGGUUCGCCCCUCUUGAGACAGAACUAGGAUUUUGAAUACUAAUUUUUAAUCGGAACCUCUCCUGGUCGAGCCAAUUAGGCUAGUUAUUGUGAGAGGUGUAUGAAUGUGUGUGGGGGGCAUGAUUUGGCUAAAUAGUGUCAAUGUACACAAACUUUAUUUUUGUAUUAAGGCAGGUUGCCUUUUAGAAUUCCUUCAAGCUUGGCUCACUGAGACAAUUGGUCUAGUUUAUAGAAUUUUUCUAGUUCGUUAAGGUUUCCUCAACCGUAAUGAAAUUGUGGAAUAAAAGCGUCUAAAAGUUUCCCUUUGUAAGAGCUCCACUUUUUUAUAGGAGAGCAUACUGGGUCUGCUACUGUAUGGGUACUGUAAAUGAAUGCUGUCUGUCUGAUCAUUGUGUACAGUAUAAGCCUGACAAAUGUGAAUUGUGUUGCUUUAGACUUGAAUGAGACUUGUGGCUUUGUGUGUUACUGUGUGAGGUGUGUGUGUAUAGAAAGACUGACUUGAAUGUGAGUUUAUUUUUGCUGGGACUAAAGUACCCUGUUCAUUCUUUUAAAUUAUAUUUUAAUUAUGCAUCAUUCCACGAUGUAGCUAUGUAUGAUACCCAUGUUAUACUUAAAUCCCUUUUAAAACAAUUGAUAGUACCCCACCUCAGUUAUCUGGAAGUGAAGUGAGAUCAAUGAAGUCUGCCCUGUGGUCAUUUUUGACUGACAGCUUUUGAAACAAGGCUGUUUUUGUUUUGCUCAGUUUACCAGGCUUGUUUUUACAUCUUGUGAUAUCUGCUUAUGACAGAUCGGUGGACAAUGUGCUGAAGGUCAACUCAAACCAUAUUGAAUGGCCUGGCCACCUUGUUUGUUCCCAUAGACAGGACUUUAUAAUUGUCUUAUCUUGUUGGUCCAGAUCUUGCGUAUGCACAAUACAUUGAAUGUAGUAUAUUUAACCACACUGUCACAUUUUUGGGUUCAUAAUCCAUUGACACUUUUGUGCUUUACCCGUUUGUAAAUCGAACAGUCAUUUACCCUUGUGCAGAGCUGUGUAAAUAAGUAAUGUUUAACAUUUGGACUUAUGGCUGUACUUACCUGUGGAUUUAAUCAAGGACCAAGGCUUUACCAUGUGUUUUUAUUUUGUUGAAGCUUCAAAUGACAUGAAAUGUUGACUUUUUAAAACAUGCAAAGUGUUCGAGCUGGACGUCUUAAAUUGAGUGUUUGAGAGGUAUAUUACUGUGAAUGGGAACGCAAACAUCUGCUCACAAUGGGCAAUUCGAGAGGAGAGUGAAUGUGCAGACAUGGGCAGUGUAUUAUAACAUUCUCCCCUCUGCUCAUGUCUUAAAUGUACUGGUUUUAAAUAAAAUGUGAUAAAGAUAUCA
Messenger RNA from Salvelinus namaycush (lake trout), 7049 nucleotides. RefSeq names its product nuclear envelope pore membrane protein POM 121-like. Gene Ontology annotation, biological process: protein import into nucleus; RNA export from nucleus. Gene Ontology annotation, molecular function: structural constituent of nuclear pore. NCBI's taxonomy places the organism in Eukaryota, Metazoa, Chordata, Actinopteri, Salmoniformes, Salmonidae. The coding region runs from base 24 to 3593 and encodes 1189 amino acids. Gene Ontology annotation, cellular component: nuclear pore. The transcript is spliced from 13 exons. The record is from RefSeq and is a predicted model, not a curated record.